CGUGAACUUUCGCUGUGACCUCGCCCAGCGUUCGUGUGUACUUUGUAGUCAGCUGCUCAGUGCACCGUGCAGAUGACCCAGACUACGAAGGAGAAUACCAUGCGGUGCCGCCUCCGCGGAUGGCCCGGCUCGAGGCGCGAGAGGGUGUUGUGCCUUCAGCUGGUGGCAGAGCGGACGCCCGGCCGGAGGUCGCCUGCCUGGUCAAGGUAUCGGUCGCGCGCGCGCGAGCAGGCCCAGCGGGAGCGUCGGGCUUCAGGAAAGAGGGCAUUCGCACAUUGUUCGAGCGCCUCAUGGGCAGGACAGGUUACAGGCGAAGGACGUUCGGGCACGUCGACCGCGGUCACACCCACCACGCACUCGCACCGCGUACCGCUCAUCACGUGCGUGUCGUGCGCUUGCAGGGCUGCCACGCGGACCUGACCACCAGCAAGGCAUACUACCGGCGGUUCCGAAUUUGUGAGGCGCACAUGAAGUCUAUGUCCCUUUCGAUCGAGGGCCGCUCCUGCCGCUUCUGCCAGCAGUGCGGCAAAUUCCACCUGGUGGAGGAGUUUGACGGCGCAAACAGGAACUGUCGCAAGGCGCUGAUGAUUCGCUUUUACAAGCGGCGCAACAUGCCGCUCGGGGGGAUGCAGGCGAGUCUGGAACGGAACGAUCCGGCUGCUGGCAUGGGUGAUCCGGUGGAGGUACGUGUGGAGCCGCGGAAGCGCGGGCGGCCACGGGCUCCGCGGCCCAACAUUACGGAGGACGACCCCGGCGCAGCGGCGCUAGCAGCUGGAGGCGGCUUGCCGCCGCCGGGGCUUGUGGGCAGCAACGCGGCCGCUCGGGCCGCGGCGGCGGCGGGCUUCGAUUCCGGUCUGCAAGCGGCAUACAUCGCCGCCUCUCGCGGGUAUCAGGGCUCCAGCGGUGUAGGCGUGACGCCGGCUACAGCCAUCGGGCCGCCCGGCUACAGCCAAGGUGGCGUGCGCAUGGCCGGCAUCCAGGUUCAGUCAGGCAACUAUGACAACAACAACAAUAAUGACGGCGAUGACGACUCUGACGCCGCCCCGCCCCGCCAGCGCCGCAGCAAAGGCGCGUCAGCAGCGCGCAGGGCCUCCCCGGGGUCCAGCGGGGCGGCAGGCAGUGGUGGCUUAGAUUUGAAUGGUGGGCAGCAGCUGGACGGCCUAAACGCGCUCGGCGGCGGCCUGCCGCCGCUGGGCGACGGGCUCAGCGGCGCGGGCCUAGGGGCCGGGAGCUUCGACGUUCUGGGCGGCGGCGGGCCGCUGGAAGGCUUGCCGGGGUUGCCCGGCAGAACACACGGCGGCGGCUUGGGCUGGCGCAGCGGCGCGCUGGGAUCCGCCGGGCAUCAGGUUGGCGGCCUGGGGCUGGUCGACGGCGGCCUCGGAUUGGGUGGUGGCGGCGGCUUGAGGCUGGGCGAUCUGGGUCUUCCUCUGCCAUUACCGGGCAUUGGCGGCGGCCGCGGCGGGGGCGCCGGGCUGGGGGCGCUUAGUGGGCUGGGGUUACGCGGCGGUGGACUGCUGGACGCUGCUGGGCACGGUGUUGGCGGGGCAGGGGCCGGCGGUCUGCUGCUUGAUGCCCUUGGCGGCGCGGGCAGGCUGCUGGCGCAAGCGGGGCAGCCCAUGCGGCUGGUGCUGCAGCCGCAGCUGGAUGGCAGCAGGCGCGGCGGCGGCAGCGGCAACCAGUCGGUGGGCUGCAGCUCUAGCCACAGCCAGCAUGAGCAGUUGCAGGACGACUCCUCAGGGCUCGUCGGGCCGCUGAGCCGUGCCGCCGGGGCGACGCGCGGUGUCGGGCUGGUCGGCCAGCAACAACAGCAAGGCGCCACCUCGCGUGAUGCCGCUGCCGAGGCUCUUGCCGCGCUGGCGGCCUCCGGGCAGCUAGAUGUGCAGAUGCUACUGGCGGCUGUGGCGGCAAGCGGCGGCACCGCCAGCGAGCAGCAGGCAGUGCUGGUUGCGCUGCUGGCCAAGCUUCCUGGCGGCGCUGAGUUGCUGGGUUCUGCUGGGCUGCAACCGAGACAGGAGCAGGAUCUCGAGGCAGGAAACCCCGAGCGGCCCCUGCCUGCGGGCUUGCAGCGGCUGGCAGGGCGCGAUGGGCUGGGCGGCGGCCGGGCCGGGCUGCUGCCGUUGGCCCUGGCGCAAGACCACGAGGGGGUUGGCAAUCUAGGGAUGGGACGCCUGAGCAACGGGACUGGUGGUGGCGGCGGCCGCCCGCUGCCGGCUCUGGACGUAAGCGGUGCUGUGCGGCCGCUUGGCGGUGGGCUGGGCGGGCUGGGGCGCGGCCGCAGCGUUGGGCUGGACAUGGGUGCAGUCGGCGCAGCUGCUGCAGCUGGAGGAGGCAGUGGCGGCAGCGGCAGGCCCGCUGUAACGCCACUAGGCACAGGCCUGCUUGGGACUGCACGCGGUCGCAAUGCCAACCCUGACAUGGACUUUCCCCUGCGCCUAGAUGACGGUCUGCCGGCAACGCUUGUCGGCAUUGGCCGCCUCGCGGCUCCGGGCGCGGGUGACGGCGCGGGACCGCUGGCGGAGGAUGAUGUGUGUGCCGGCGGCGGCGGCAUGGGCGAGCUGUCCCUGGCGGACCUGCUGGGGCAGAUGAGCAUCCCGCAGCAGCUGGAGUUGUUGAUGGGGCUGCCGCAGCAGCAGAUGACGGAGGUGCUCAAGCAGCUGCCGCACACGCAGCAGGUGGAGCUGCUGCUGGCGCUGCAGGAGGACCGCCAGAACCGCGUGAUGGCCGAGCGGCAGCAGCAGCAGCAGCAGCAACAACAGCCGCAACAACAGCAGCAACAACAGCAGCAACGGCAGCAGCAACGGCAGAUAGGCGCGGGCGGCCCGCAGCCGCAGGUACUUAUGCUGGGAGCGCAGGGCCUCCGCGCGGCGGAGAUUGGCGGCAGCGGCGGCGGUCUGGGGCCGCGGGCGCUGAAGUUGGACCCGGAAGACGUCCCCGGCAGAGUUGGUCUCCUGGAGUCCCUGGCAGCCGGCGCGCGCCUGAACCUUGCGCCGCUUGGCAGGGCGGCGGGGGCUCGUGGUGGGGCACUCGAGGGUACUGAGGAUGAGAAGGCAGGCCUGACGCGGCUGCAGCAUCAGGUUAGCGGCAAGGGGUUUGGCGCGGCCCAUGCGGCGGCGCAGUCGCUGGCAGCUGGCACAGCCUACGCGGCGGCAGGCGAGGCAAGCAAUAUGCAGACCACUCCGGGCCGUCUGCAGCCGCCACCAGACGGCGCUGACCGACGAGGUAACAGCGGCGAGGCGGUCAAGCUGGAGGUCCCGGAGCGCGCUGCCAAAGCGUUUAACAGCGCUAAGGCCAGCAGCAGCCCAGGCAACACAGCGUCAGGAGCUACAGAGCAGCAGCAGCGGCAGCCGGCUGUCAAGCAACAGGAGGAGGAGCAGCCGCAGUCCGAAGGUAACAACGCCGCUGGGGAGGCGUCAGGCCGCGGCGGUGACAGGGACGGUGGCAACACUGGCGGCGCUGCGCUUGAUGGUUGUGGCGACGCAGCUGCUGCCGCCAACACUGCGGAGGUUGCUGCCGCCGGAGAUGCCGCAGAUGUUGCAGAUGCUGCCCAUGACGCGGCGUAUAGUUGCGAGGAGGCUCUGGAGCGCCUGAGCCUCAAGCUGCAUGGGGUGCGGCCGGAUGAGCUCGCGCCCGACGUGGCGCAGCGCAUGCACAAGUGGCUGGAGAGCAUGGACGCCGUCACACUACAGGGCACGCUGCGUUCCGGCUGCGUGAACCUGGUCUUUGACGUCAGCUACCGCCAGCCACCCGCAGCCACCGACGCAGCCACUCGCAGCACUCUGACGACCUCGGACGCAGCCGGGCACCGGCGCGCCUGGGCAUACAGGCUUGCGGCUGCAGCCAUUGCGUCUUCCCUGGGGCUAGAGCUGCCGGCGCCAUUUGCUGCGGGAGGAGGGCGGCAGCGGGGUGACGAGGCCACGGAGGGUGGGCAGUGGUGCGGCCUGUGCCUGCAGGCCGCAGCCUUGGCGGCUGCCCGCGGCAUCCGGGUGCAAGUGCAGGUUGGAAAUGCGGUCGUGUAUCCGCCCCACGCGAAGCAGACGCCACUGGCGGAGCAGCAGCAGCCGGCGACUGCGGAGGUGCACGAGUUAGCACCGCUGGCAAUCGUGCAGGGCGAUCAUCACGCCGUGGCGAUCAUGUCCGGCCGCGGUUUGAACGACCCAUCCGCACGCCUGCACGUGCGCCUCAAUGGCCGCCGCCUUGGAGCACUGGUGCAGCCGCAGCAGGAGCAGCAGCUGCCGCCCACUGACGCUGAUAGCAAGACGGGGGCGGUGUGCAGCGCCGCGGCGGGUAACUACCCAAUGCAAGGUCCCAGCGCGCAAGAGCAGGAGCAGCAGCGCUGCGGCGAGGAGUGCGCUCUGGUCUUCCUGGACGCACCCGGUCAAGCGGGCCUGGCGGUGCUGGAGUGGGAGGCGGGCGGCGGCGCGGGGGUGCUGGGCGACUGGUGGCCACUGGUGGUGGCGCCUGAUGCGCAGGUGGCGGCCGAGGUCAACGCGCUGGCUUUGAAUUCAGACAUCGCCUCUGGCAGGGGCACCGAGUGGCUGCGCCGGUUGCUCGUGGACGUGGGGCUCGUGAUUGACGCCGCGCACAACUCGCCGGCCGGUGGGCUACAUGCCGGCCUGGAGCCGGGUGUGCUGGAGCGCCUUGUGUGCCGCGCGCGCUGCGUUGUGCCGUUCUGCGAGGCGCGGAUGAUGCCGCACACAGCGGCUGUCGCAAGGGCAUUCCUGGCCGCGGCGGCAGCGGAGACAGAGACAGAGGCAGAUGCAGGCAUUGCGGCCGUCAGCAAAUUACCGUCGCGGGCGUCCUGGUCGCUGUCAUCUUCAGCAUGUGGCUCUGAUUUCGACUACUCAGACUCUGAACAGAAGCAAGAGGACCAUAUGGACAGCAGUGCUGGAGAUGCUACCAGUCCAGGGACCGGCCAGUGCUCGCGCAGCGGCGUCUGCAAGUGCCCGGACUCUCCAUGCGCCGGCUGCUUUUGCUAUAACACUGAUGGAGUCAAGUUAGAAUGUUGCCCGCCCCGGCCUGGAAUAGCCGAGACCGGAUCUGCGCAUGCCCGCUAGACGACACAGUGUUAAACAAAUGUGGGACUGGGUGUAGCGUGGGUAAAGCAUGGGUGGGCAUGGGUAUGCAUCACGGUGUGCAUAAACUUUAUUGCAGGCAUGGGCCUGCACGUCAGGAGUUGUACUGGGUAUUGCUGGCCAUCUUGCUGCACUGGGGUGGUCGGCAGGCAGGGAAUCUCGGGCAUAGGCACGCGAUCCGUCAAUAACCAAGCAGUUGCCGCCACCUGCUGCUCUUUCUUGAUGCGAAGAGAUGUGGGUGCGGACUCACCAGGGGUGACGCGGGCGCUGCAGUUGACGGUCGCUUUUCGUAAAACCAACAUUGUUUGUGCUCAGGUCCGUGUGCACGCUGUAGCCUGCUGGUAUUGGAUUACCAAUUGCCGGCUUUGUGAUGUAGGGUUAGUGUGGGGGUCGAUACAUAAGAACUGCAAAUGGCAAUUGUACGGUGGUAUGAGUUUUGGGAGAUGGAGUAUUGCAGCUCCUGCAUAUGAUGCAUGCAUAAUGUUCAUCUGAUGGGGGGUUGCAGACGCUUAGGUAAAGCCUGCCCUGGCGGAAGCCUUGCCUUCGGGUGAACAGGCACCUGUGGGCAUACCGGGCACCAUGAAGAAAAUGAGGAUACUGUAUGAAGGAGCGUUCAAAGUUAUGCCUGCAUGGCUGUCGCUCUAGGGGGGCCCAAUACUGCGUACUUACUGGCACAUAACAGCUUGCUUGUGCCAUCGUACUAUCGGUGCAAGCUCGCUAAGUCGCCACGGCACUAAAUGGAAACUUGCUGUCCGUCACGAGUGCAAAACUAAGCAAGUUUCUGUCUCGUGGCGGACAUUGUUAGUGAGAAUGGGUGUGGCAUGGGAGUAGGGUGGCAUGCCUUCGUACUACAUACAAUACUGCAGCCUCCACGGUAACACGUCAGGCUUUGAAGCCCUGAUAGCCGGCUAACGCACGCCGCCGUCCUUGCCGCAUUGGUGUGCCAUUAUACAACUGCAGUUUGAUAUGGGGCGCGGUCCGCGUACUGCUGUUUGAUGAAAGCAGCGGUUCGUGAUGAAUUGAGCAUGCCUGAAUCCAUCUGCGCGUGUGACUUGUUGCACGUCCGAGUUGUGAUGUCCUUCGGGGACAGACCGGUGCGACACACGUGGACGCGGUGAUGUGGCAUCAUGUGCAUUGUGUCACGGCACGCAUUCUAUUGCCUGGCUGAAGUGGGAAGUAAUGUAGUCGACGGCAUGCGGGCCUGUGUUGCAGGCUUCAGAUUGAGUGAUGGAUCAGCUGUGAUGGUUCUGGACAGCAGGCCACGAGUGGAAACCGGUGUGCGUCACAAAACUUGGCCGUGCGGACACCGCACGGCGCCUGGGUGGUUCCACAUGAUGAAUCAUAGGGUGAAGAUAGGGCGGGGGGCAUUCAAUGGUACUGCCGGACAAGGGCGAGAACUAGCAGCGCACCGCUGUCGCCGAGGCCAAGGUCCCGGCGACCAAGAAGCGGCGUGCCAAUGUUUGAACUUGCAGUUGAGUUUGAACGCCCACUUGAAGUUGAAGAUGUUUGAUUUUGGGGCGUGAGUGCCGCCUCACCCCGGUUAGUGCACGUGCUUGAGUGCUGUGCCGCAUCAGGGUGUAAUUGAGACGCACA
Chlamydomonas reinhardtii is the source of this 6665-nucleotide messenger RNA. RefSeq lists its product as uncharacterized. Gene Ontology annotation, cellular component: nucleus; cytoplasm. The transcript is spliced from 17 exons. The record is from RefSeq and is a predicted model, not a curated record. The coding region runs from base 120 to 5054 and encodes 1644 amino acids. NCBI's taxonomy places the organism in Eukaryota, Viridiplantae, Chlorophyta, Chlorophyceae, Chlamydomonadales, Chlamydomonadaceae. Gene Ontology annotation, molecular function: DNA binding.